Molecule: messenger RNA, 1266 nt
Organism: Populus trichocarpa (black cottonwood)
Lineage: Eukaryota; Viridiplantae; Streptophyta; Magnoliopsida; Malpighiales; Salicaceae
Exons: 1
Coding region: 449-1039 (196 amino acids)
Source: RefSeq, a predicted model, not a curated record
AAACAUUUUCACUCUUUCAUGUAAGUAGAAAGGAAAGGAGAAUGUUCACAGUUUACACAGAUUACCUUAAUAAUUAUUCCAAGAGUUCGUUAUAUAUCAGCAUAUCAUAAAAUACAGAAAAGCAGGAAGCCAAAAGAAAAAAGUAGCCAAUAAGCACUAAUCAAUCUCUCACAGCUUUUCAUAAAGUCAUAUAACCAUUCCAAAGUAGAGUAAAAGUAGCCUGUGUUUGAAUUUUACCAAAUCAACCUCCUUUCCUCUUCUAUAUAAUUCCAUGUUUACAAUGCCUUGUGUUCAGUCAGAUGGCAGUUCUCUUUAGUGGUCUUUUAAAAUUUGCCUCUGAAUUCUUUCUCGGAAUUGCAUCUAUUCCUUUCCUAAAGGAUAGAGUGAAUUCCUGGUGACCUUAUAACCCCAACUAAACCCUCUUCUGUAUUCUAAACAAAAUCAAGAAAUGGAUCUCAUUAAGCUAAGAGAGAUUCGUGCAGUUAACAAGUCCAAGAAGCAUCAACUUCUUGACAAUUUUUUCCUGUAUUCUUUGAUUGUCUUGGCCUGUACUCUUUUCUGUUCUAGCCCUUUCUGGUUUCCCUGCCUAUUUGAUUCCGUGAAGCUCUUUCUCUUUGGCUCUCCUCCAAAACUAGGUUCAGUUUUCCUCAGCCCCAAGUUCAUUUUCAUUGUUGGCAACCUUAUAAUCUUUGUCCUUGUUGGAGAGUCCAAGUUCUUUACUACAAAUUCUCCACCAGCUACUGAUGUUUACUAUGAUGAGUACAUUGACCACAAAAGGAGCCUUCAAACAGCUUCUAGUGUUGAACAGAAGAAAGAGACAAACAUGGGGAAAUCUUCCAAAGAAAAACGUAGCAGAACUUGCGAAAACGGAAAAAAGAAUGAAGGGAAAGGAAUGGCUGAGGCAAAUUUGAAAGUACACGAGGAAAGAAAGGAUUUACAGGAAGACGCCCUCAGUUUGCCUACAGAGGAAUUGAACAAAAGGGCUGAUGACUUCAUUGCAAGGGUUAACAGACAAAGGAUGCUUGAAGCUAGGCUAUGAGUUCGCUAAAGUUAAUAAAACCAAGCUAAUUAGUGGUUUGGUACUUGUGGAUUGAACCUGGCUGAGUUUUAAACUUAAAGAUGGUCCUGUAAAUUACAGGACCUCUAAUUGAACAAGAAUCUUAGCUUGAAGGGAAUAUUUCCUCCAUGUAAUUAUCAUAGUACAUAAAUAAAAUGUAAUAAUCAUGGUUUCGGACAACGUGAAUAUAGUCUAUGCUUUCACCAUUA